UAUAUUCAUUUAUUUUUAUUUUGAUGGAAUAUAUUCAAAUUAUCAGCAUCCCUCAAUUUUAAAUACUCUAUAUAUACUCUUCUUGAGUACUCUAUUGCGCCAAACAAAGAUAUGAGGAUCUUCACAAAGCUAUCUGCACCACUCUGCCUCCUUUUUGUCUUCCUCUGUCUUAAAACUGCCUUCUCAUCCUCUAUACAUGCUUCUUCCUUCUCAACAACGCAUCUCUGCUCUCAUGAGGAGGCUCUUGCUUUGCUGCAAUUCAAGACAUCGUUCUCCAUCGAUUACACUGUUCCGUAUCCUCCUUUAUGUGGUUAUCCACCUAAUUAUUCUAAGAUUGAGUCAUGGAAGGAAGGUAUAGACUGUUGUUCCUGGGAUGGGGUUAGCUGUGAUAAUGUCACAGGCCAUGUAAUUGCCCUUGAUCUCAGUUGCAGUUUCCUUUAUGGCACCUUUCCUUCCAACAGCACUCUUUUCUUCCUCAGAAACCUGCAGAGCCUCAAUCUUGCCUUGAAUGAUUUUAGGCUUUCCAAGAUUCCACCAGAAAUCAGUCAGUUUACUAGACUAAAGCAUCUUGAUGUCUCUUUUUCUCGAUUUUCGGGCCAAGUUCCGGGAGAAAUUGCUCACCUCCCCAAGUUAGUUUCUCUCAACCUCUCUUGCAAUUCUUUUGACUUGAUCCUUGAAACAACUACCUUGAGAUAUCUUGUUCAAAAUUUGAGUGAGGUGAGAGAACUUGUGCUUAGUGGAGUGAACAUGACAUCUGUUAAUCCUCGUUUCUUCAUGAAUCUCUCUUCUUCAUUGACUACUCUUGAUCUUUUAUACACUCUGUUAAGAGGAAACUUUCCAAACAGUAUUUUCCGCUUUCCAAAUCUCAAAAAAUUUUAUUUAAGUGGAUCUUUUGGAGAGCGAAACCUCACUAUUGAUCUUCCAAGUUCCAAUUGGAGCAGUCCUCUCCAACAGUUGUAUUUAGGUUAUAUGGAUUGCGGAAGGCGAUUGCCAGAGUCUAUAGGAGAUCUAAAGUCAUUACAGUCUCUGAGUCUUUUUUACUGCAACUUAGAAGGUUCCAUUCCAACUUCCAUAGGGAACUUAUCUGAACUUACCUUUCUUGACCUUUCCAAUAAUCAGUUUUCUGGUCCCAUUCUAGCUUCCAUAGGUAACUUAAGGCAACUUACUGGCCUAGACCUCUCUUCUAGCAAUUUUAGCGGACAAAUCCCACCAUCACUUGCAAACCUCACCCAACUUACCUCUCUUGACCUUUCCUAUAAUCAGUUUUCUAGUCCCAUUCCAGCUUCCAUAGGUAGCUUAAGGCAACUUACUAUCCUAUACCUCUAUUCUAGCAAUCUUAGCGGACAAAUCCCACCAUCACUUGCAAACCUCACCCAACUUACCUCUCUUGACCUGUACAAUAAUCAGUUUUCUGGUCCCAUUCCAGCUUCCAUAGGUAACUUAGGGCAACUUACUAGCCUACACCUCUAUUCUAACAAUCUUAGCGGACAAAUCCCACCAUCACUUGCAAACCUCACCCAACUUACCUCUCUUGACCUGUACAAUAAUCAGUUUUCUGGUCCCAUUCCAGCGUCCAUAGUUUUCUGGUCCCAUUCCAGCUUCCAUAGGUAACUUAAGGCAACUUACUGGCCUAGACCUCUCUCAUAGCAAUCUUAGCGAACAAAUCCCAUCAUCACUU
Messenger RNA from Rubroshorea leprosula, 1678 nucleotides. Lineage: Eukaryota; Viridiplantae; Streptophyta; Magnoliopsida; Malvales; Dipterocarpaceae. The record is from the annotation of a GenBank genome assembly.